Messenger RNA from Wyeomyia smithii (pitcher-plant mosquito), 3082 nucleotides. It is a transcript of the gene DNAlig4, whose product is annotated as DNA ligase 4. The record is from RefSeq and is a predicted model, not a curated record. Gene Ontology annotation, molecular function: DNA ligase (ATP) activity; ATP binding; DNA binding. Gene Ontology annotation, cellular component: DNA-dependent protein kinase-DNA ligase 4 complex; DNA ligase IV complex. The coding region runs from base 185 to 2998 and encodes 937 amino acids. The transcript is spliced from 2 exons. Gene Ontology annotation, biological process: nucleotide-excision repair, DNA gap filling; double-strand break repair via nonhomologous end joining; DNA biosynthetic process. NCBI's taxonomy places the organism in Eukaryota, Metazoa, Arthropoda, Insecta, Diptera, Culicidae.
CGUUGCUCUAUACAGUCCAUUACAGCCCAUCACAGUACUGUCGCCUUUACGCUAAGGACAUCCAUUUUUAAAGGGCUCUCGGAAAAUAAAAGCAGAUUUUACAUCAUGAGCCGUUAGGUUUUUACAUGUUUUGUUUUGUGCUUCGUGUUUCGUGUUUUUUUGUGAUAUGUAAUUUUAUCCUGAAAUGUCGGAAGAACUGUGUAUUUCCAAACAUGUCAAGUUUAGCGAAAUAAGCGCGAUGUUAGAGAAAGUUAAGAGCGCAGCCCAGCAGGGAGCCAGCAAAAAGGACGACGUUCUUCGCCGGUACUUUGAGUCAUUCGAACAGUUCCGACGUGAAUUUCAAUGCAAAACCGGAACGAAUGCGCGCUCCAGCAUUUUCCCAAUCCUGCGCUUUCUCCUACCGGCGGCAGACCGGGAGCGUGACUCGUACGGACUACGCAUGCGAUCGCUACGGGACCUCUAUGUAAAACUGCUUGGUCUCAGCGAAACCAGCAACGAGGCACGCAAGCUAGCCGGUUUCGAUGAAUCCGGCAGUGGCACUACCGGGGGCGAUUUCGCCGAUCGCAUCUUCACCCUGAUGCGUGGUCGAUGCCCACAGGAGUGUCAGCUUACCGUUUGGGACGUCAACCAACGGCUUGACGCAAUUGGUGAACACUAUCGCAAUACCGGCCAGCGAACUAAAAUCCAGGAUGAACUAAUACGGUUAGUCGAGGGCUUAACCCAGCUGGAUCAGAAGUGGUUGAUAAGGAUUAUUCUUAAAAAUCUUCGGCUAGGCAUAGGCCAGCAGAAGUUGCUGACACUUUAUCAUCCGAAAGCGGGACUGCUGUUUGAUCGGUACAGCAAUCUAUCAAAGGUAUGUGAAGUGGUGGAAAGUGGGAUAGGCUUAGACGAGGUCAACGAAUCGAAAGCAGAACUUGCCGUCAAGCUGUUCCAUCCAGUGAAACCAAUGCUCUGUCAACGAAUCGAUUUGAAAUUGGUCGGCGGCUUGUUGAAGAAAGAAGAAUUUUGGCUGGAAACAAAGAUGGAUGGUGAGCGGUUCCAGCUGCACAAGGAGGGCCAAGUCUUCAAGUACUUUUCCCGUAACACCUACGAGUUCAGUCACGUUUUCGGGAGUAAUUCGAACCAUUCAGGAUCCACACUAACACCUUUCCUAGCAUCCUUACUGUUGCCAACGGUUCAGAACGUGAUCCUGGAUGGGGAGAUGAUGGUUUUUGAUAAGACCGAACUAAUCUAUCGAGACAAGAGUGAGAAUACCGAUGUGAAAGCUGUCAAAGCGAACAACGCUACUCUAAGGCCUUGCUUUUGUGUUUACGACAUACUGCUGCUAAAUGGUAGAAGUCUGUUGAUGGUACCUUAUGCGGAAAGAGCUCGACUCCUUCGAACGGUGGUGAAGGAAAAGAUUGGCAUCUUGGUGUUUUGUAAACGCGUUAAAGUUAAUAACAGCGACCAUCUAGUCGAGCUGCUGAAUCAGGCGAUAGACGCCCGACAGGAAGGAGUGGUAAUAAAAAAGCAGGACUCCGUCUAUAGUCCCAAUGAGCGAAAUGCCGGUUGGUACAAAAUCAAACCCGAUUACAUAGACAAUCUGGUUACUGAUUUUGAUUUGCUGAUCAUCGGAGGCUACCAUAAUUUCAAAAAGACUUUUGUUAACACUUUCCUCGUGGGUGUUUUAGAAAAGCGUCCGGCUACCGAUGACGAGCAACCAGUCUUUCUGGCCGUCACUAAAGUGGCAAUGGGUCUAUCGAACGAUCAGUUGAAGCAGUUAAACGCAUCUCUCCAACCACACUGGCGCGAAGUACAGUCCAGGAAGGAGGGUCGAUCAACGAUUUACGAGGAGCCUCCUUCAAUGCGAUGGGGUCAAACCGCUCCAAGUGUUUGGCUUCCGCCGAAACAUUCAAUAGUUCUUCAGUUGAAAGGUUCCGAGCUAGUUCGGAGUGGGUCCUAUGGCACCGCCUAUACUAUACGUUUCCCUCGCGUAAUGGCAAUACGGAGUGACAAAGGAUAUCUGGAUGUUUGCACUAAGGAAGAGUUCGAUCAGCUGUGCUCUUCGAAUACUACCGUAGCGAAACUGGCAAAACGGUACGUUACAGCGUCCGAUUUGAAAUCAGAUACCAAUACUGGCAUCCAGAAACGUAAGCGUCCAUCGCCACUUCGGCUUCGUCAAUCGAUCAAACGGCCGAUAGAACCAUGCGAAGAGGAACAACCAAUAAUUGAUCGAAUUUGCGAAGGAUUAGACUUUUGUGUCGCAAGCUCCUCGAAAGGAUUACCUCCGGUAAUCGAGCUUGAGGCAAUAGUUCGACGCCACAGCGGGCGAGUCGUCAAGAAUCCGGGCCCGAAAACGCACGCCGUAAUCGCUGGCGAUCGUACCUUUCUGGUGGAGAAAAUCAUCGACAGCGGCAGGCAUAACGUCGUUUCCGUUGGAUGGCUUUUGCGUGCCUUGGGUGGUGGUGAACCUAGAAACGGCACUCUGCUCGAGUUUAAACCGAACGACAUGCUGGCAAUUACCCCUGAACUACGGGAACGAAUGGCCGAUCAGUUCGAUCGCUUCGGCGAUUCACUGACGGAGAAAAUAUCCGGGCUAGAUGAAAUGCGCGAUCUCUUGAAGCAGAUUUGCGUCAACAAUAUGCAGCUUUCGAUGGCGGAAGUGCGACAAGGACAGGCCGAAAUUUUGGGGCAGAAAUCUGCUCUCCGGUUAUUCCGUGGUAUUGCGGGUCGACUUUAUAAGGACAAUCUACGUCAGGAUACUGACCGAUAUAAGGCUAAGUUCAAAAUGUUAAAAUUUCUCCGUGCCGGUGGCCGAUGGGUUACGGAGUCUUCCGAUGAUUGUGUGUCCCAUGUUUUUGUGUGUAAAAAUGAAGCAUUAGAUGAAAGCCACCUGAAACAGUGGGUGGACAGUUUGGUGAAACAAAGUCUAGAAGUGAGUGUUUUAAAAAUUGAUUGGAUAGCAAACAGCUUGCAACGACAAGCACUUGAUGAAGAGCAAUUUUACAAAGUUUUUUAAUUAUUUAAAGCAGAUUGUGUAAAAAAAUAUAAUUUAUUCAAUUUUAUACCUGUAUGAAACAUAAUAAAAUUAUACAACUAUUUA